UGUAUAAAGAGACACAUGACAACUCCCUCUUCACCCAUCAACAAGUCUGGGAAACAGUUCAUUGCCAGGUGGCCCUUAAGAACAAGAACAACAACACUACGUGGAGGUGUGGCUGCCGGUUUUGGACGUUUAAACACCAUGAAUACGGAUUGUAAGAAGCAGAAAACAUGUUUGCAGAAAGCUACCAAUGUCACCUUUCAAAUCAACCACGUAACCAGAAACAAACGUGGUCAGGUUCUUGGACAGCGUGUAGGUUUCCGAGGAUGUACUGUUUGGUUUACUGGUUUGUCUGGAGCAGGCAAAACCACAAUAAGUUUUGCUCUGGAGGAGUACCUGGUCUCACGUGGUAUCCCUGCCUACUGUCUUGAUGGUGACAACAUGCGUCAUGGACUCAAUAAGAAUCUCGGUUUCUCGGAUGAAGAUCGCGAGGAAAACAUUAGACGUGUGUCAGAAGUAGCUAAGCUUUUUGCAGAUUCUGGUGUGGUAGCUCUCUGCUCAUUUGUCUCUCCUUUUUCGAAGGAUCGUGAACAAGCCAGAAAAAUACAUGAGGAGUCAGGCUUAUCUUUCUUCGAAGUCUUUGUAGACACUCCACUUGAAGUGUGUGAACAACGAGAUGUAAAGGGACUCUACAAAAAGGCACGCGCAGGUUUCAUUAAAGGUUUUACUGGCAUCGACUCGCUGUACGAGAAGCCUGAAGCUCCCAAUGUAGUUUUAAAGACUCAUCAUUGUUCUGUUGAUGAGUGUGUGCAACAAGUACUGGAUACACUUGAGGACUGGGGUAUCAUUCCAAAAUCUAUAACAGAAACAGUUAAGGAAUUGUUUGUCCCAGACAACAAAUUAACAAGUGCCAAAGAGGAAGCAGAUUCACUUCUCUCUAUCAAUAUCACCAAAUUAGAUUUACAAUGGCUUCAAGUACUCUCUGAAGGUUGGGCAUCUCCCCUUACUGGCUUCAUGAGGGAAAGAGAAUUAUUACAGAGUCAGCAUUUUGGCUGCCUCUUGGAUUCAGGGGUAUCAAACCAAUCUAUCCCAGUUGUGUUACCAGUAUCUACUGAAGAUAAAGAGCUGCUUGAUGGAUGCUCAGCCUUUACAUUGCGUUAUGAUGGUCAGCCAGUUGCUAUUUUGAGAAAACCAGAGUUCUAUGAGCACCGCAAGGAAGAACGUUGCGCUCGUCAGUGGGGAACAACUUGCGAAGAUCAUCCAUAUAUCAAGAUGGUUAAUGAGAGUGGAGAUUGGCUUUGUGGUGGGGAUAUUGAAGCUCUGGAGAGGAUCAGGUGGAAUGAUGGUUUAGAUGAAUACCGUUUAACACCUAUGGAGCUUCGUGCCAAAUUCCGACAAAUGGGUUCUGAUGCAGUUUUUGCUUUCCAGUUGCGAAAUCCUAUACAUAAUGGCCAUGCCCUUCUCAUGCAGGAUACACGUCAGCAACUGUUAGAACGUGGCUAUCACAACCCAGUCCUGCUGCUUCAUCCACUUGGAGGAUGGACUAAGGAUGAUGAUGUGCCUCUGAAGAUCCGGAUGGAGCAACAUCAUGCAGUUCUCAAAGAAGGAGUGCUGGACCCAUCAUCAACAGUAUUAGCAAUCUUCCCUUCACCAAUGAUGUAUGCAGGACCUACUGAAGUACAGUGGCAUGCUAAGGCACGUAUGGCUACUGGUGCCAACUUCUAUAUUGUUGGACGUGAUCCUGCUGGCAUGCCACACCCACGUGCUCAGAAAGAUCUUUAUCAUGCACAGCACGGCCGCAAAGUGCUGACUAUGGCCCCUGGUCUCACUCAGCUUGAGAUAAUUCCUUUCCGAGUUGCUGCUUAUGAUAAAGCAGCUGGUAAAAUGGCCUUCUAUGAUCCAGCACGAAAGUCAGACUUUGAAUUUAUCUCUGGUACAAAAAUGCGCACCCUAGCUCGCAAUGGUGACAAUCCUCCUGAUGGUUUCAUGGCCCCAUCAGCAUGGAAGGUUCUGAGUUCUUACUACCAAAGUCUGAGUAAAGAAUAGGGAUUGAGUAUUGGAAAAUUAGCUGCUUGGAAUAUUAAGGUAAAAUAUAUUGUUUUAAAUAGCACCAACAUUUAUGUUACUGUUAGAAAACAUACUUAUUACUGAGAAUAUUUUCUGUUAUCAGUAAUACAGUUUUCUCUUGUAUGCAAAUUUUAUUUAUUAAGAAGGCAUUAUUUUUCACAAAAAUUACCUGAAUUAUUAUUUACAUAAAAGAUUACUUUUAUUAUCUAACCAGUAGAGUAUUUUAGAAAAACUGAUGAAGUACCAAACCAAGUGCAUCAUAAUAAAAUUUGGCAAAAUAUUAAUGAGCAGUUUUGUUAAAUGCAAAUUAUAUAAGCACAUUUAGAUGCAAGAUAUUUGGGUCAGCACUGGUGUUCAUGUAUGCAUAUUUGGGCAUAUUACCUGCAACAUAUAGUCCUCACUUUAUAAGUUAAGAAUUAUUUAGAUUGCAGGCUUUGCUUUUUCCACCUCCAUAACUCAAGUCUAGCUAACUGAUUUCCCUAAAUCACUUUAUAAAUGCUACCCUGCUCACACUCCAACAACACAUCCAUUAAAAACCACUUGUCUCCACUCACUCCCAUCUAACAUGCUCACAUAUUCCUACUGGAUGCUUAUUUCCCCUAAAACUCAUAGCCUCUUAUACCACCUCCCCAACGAUUCCUGGGACCCCACAUGCAUACACCCUCUUUGUCAGCGUAUGUAUGUACAUGUGUGUGUUUAUAUACAUGCACGCACUCAAGUCAUUCCUGUUAAGCUGAACAUGCCAUAAAGGCUCAGCGCUCUUAAAAAUUUAACUCUUCAAACAAAUUUUACAUUGGCCAAGGAAAAAAAAUUUAGACUAAACUUAACUUAGAAACCUCACCUGACCGAACAUUUUUUUUUUUUUAGCUAAAUUACAUAUAUGUAUAUGUCAUACCACAUAGGUAAAACUUGCGAUUUUGUCUUAAAUGACAACGCUUUUCUUGCCAAAUAAGGCAAGCAAAAAUUUGCGUAUGCAAUAAUUUCGCAAAACUCUUUCUGAACCUAACAAAAAAAUAUAUUUCAUUGUGUUUGUUUAUUAUUAAAUUAUUUUUAAUUUAUCUAAAAUAUAUUUAGUUGGAUUAGGCUAAAUUAAAUUGCGCUUGUUAUAAUAUAUACACGUCUUUCUUUCAACACACCGGCCGUAUCCCACCGAGGAAUAUAUACACGUAUAUAUGUAUAUAUUUUUUUUUGUUUUGUUUUGUUUUUUGUUUUUUUAAACAAACUGGUCGCAUCCUACUAAGGCAGGGUAGCCCAAAAAGAAAAACAAAAGUUUCUCUUUUUAAAUUUAGUAAUUUAUACAAGAGAAAGGGUUACUAGCCCCUUUCCCCUGGCAUAUGUCCUGUCAAAGGGCAAUGUGUGGUGUAAAUAUUAUGCAGAAAAUCCGGAGUGUGGAAAUUAGGAGAAGGUGUGGAGUUAAUAAAAGUAUUAGUCGGAGGGCUGAAGAGGGGUUGUUGAAGUGGUUUGGUCAUUUAGAGAGAAUGGAUCAAAGUAGAAUGACAUGGAGAGCAUUUAAAUCUGUAGGAGAAGGAAGGCGGGGUAGAGGUCGUCCUCGAAAAGGCUGGAAGGAAGGGGUAAGGGAUGUUUUGUGGGCGAGGGGCUUGGACUUCCAGCAGGCGUGCGUAAGCAUGUUCGAUAGGAGUGAAUGGAGAUGAAUGGUAUUUGGGACCUGACGCUCUGUUGGAGUGUGAGCAGGGUAAUAUUUAGUGAAGGGAUUCAGGGAAACUGGUUAUUUUUAUAUAACCAGACUUGAGUCCUGGAAAUGGGAAAUACAAUGCCUGCACUCUAAAGGAGGAGUUCGGGAUAUUGACAGUUUGGAGGGAUAUGUUGUGUAUCUUGAUAUUUAUAUGCUUCUAAGCUGUUGAGGUUUGAGCACCUCUGCAAAAACAGUGAUUAUGUGUGAGUGAGGUGAAAGAGUUGAAUGAUGGUGAAAGUAUUUUCUUUUUGGGGAUUUUCUUUCUUUUUGGGUCACCCUGCCUCGGUGGGAGACAGCCGACUUGUUAAAAAAAUAUAUAUUAUACACCUACCAUCCGACUUACGACCAAGCUUGGGUCUGACCAGCUGGUCGUAAGUCAAAAUGGACGUAAGUCGAAUCUUUGAAAAUUGCCGACAUACUGGGUAGGGCCUAAUGUCGAACUUUUUCUAUAUAAACUACCUACAUAGUACUGUAAUGUAAUGUAUAAUCAUUAUUUCAUUCUUUUUACCAUAAUUUACUUCUAUUGUUGUAUUUUAAUUAUUUAUGUACUGUAUAUAAUGUAUACAUGUUAGUGAACUCUAUUGUAAAUUUUACAUCGCAUACAGUAUCAUAUGUUACUGUUAUCUUUAUGUAUUGUCGACACAGUGAAUGGGAGAAUACCACUGGUAAUGUCAUCCUACCAGAAUGUAGUAUAACCUAUACCCUAAGUAAAGAGAAACAACUCUGGAACAUGUGUAAUGCAUAGCUGGCCGGGUGGGUGGGUGGCCGGGUGGAUGGUUGGCUGACUGAAUGUGGCUCUCUCUCUGUAUAUCUCUCUCUGUAUCUCUCUCUCUGUAUCUCUCUCUCUCUAUAUCUCUCUCUCUCUCUGUAUCUCUCUCUGUAUCUCUCUCUCUGUAUUUCUCUCUCUGUAUCUCUCUCUCUCUGUAUCUCUCUCUCUGUAUCUCUCUCUCUCUCUGUAUCUCACUCUCUCUGUAUCUCUCUCUCUCUAUCUCUCUGUAUCUCUCUCUCUGUAUCUCUCUCUCUGUAUCUCUCUCUCUCUGUAUCUCUCUAUCUGUAUCUCUCUCUCUGUAUCUCUCUCUCUCUGUAUCUAUCUCUCUCUCUCUGUAUCUCUCUCUCUCUCUGUAUCUCUCUCUCUCUGUAUUUCUAUCUCUCUGUAUCUCUCUCUCUGUAUCUCUCUCUGUAUCUCUCUCUCUCUGUAUCUCUCUCUCUCUCUGUAUCUCUCUCUCUCUGUAUCUCUCUCUCUCUGUAUCUCUCUCUCUGUAUCUCUCUCUCUGUAUCUAUCUCUCUGUAUCUCUCUCUGUAUCUCCCUCUCUGUAUCUCUCUCUCUCUCUCUCUCUCUCUCUCUCUCUCUCUCUCUCUCUCUCUCUCUCUCUCUCUCUCUCUCUCUGUUAUCUCCCUCUCUGUAUCUCUCUCUCUGUAUCUCUCUCUCUGUAUCUCUCUCUCUCUCUCACACACAGGUACACGUAAGUGAAAUUAUCAUACAUAGUAUAAAUUACCUAGGAUAACUCAAAAAAUCCAGGCAAAGUGCUGUACAGUGGAUCUGUGCUCCAGUGCCCUAAAUUAAUAAUAUUAAUUAUUAUUAUUAUUAUUAUUAUUACAAUAAUACAUAUGUACUAAUAUUAAUAAUAAUAUUAUUAUUAAACUAUAAUAUAAGCUCCUGGAGAGCGAAACAUUGCCACAAUAAAAUGUCACAUUAGUUGCACUUGUGUCCUUUUACUGUCCACUCAUUACUUACCUUAAAAUAUCUGUAGUCUUAAUGUAGAGUGAGAGGUGAGUAAACAAGAUUAAAUGAAUAAACGAAUGAGAGUGUAGAAGGUUGGCGAGUUAUGUAAACAAACGUUGCUGUUGUUGCCAGCCCGGACACGAAUGGUUCCUGUUCACUCUGUCAAGCCAACCAGAAAAACAUCUCAUAUUUGUUAAUUUAUAUGUUUAUAUGUUAUGUAGCAUGUUUAUUAUAUAAUUUUGAAAAAGAAAUCAUGGAUGGAUUAAGCAAAAUGUCUAUAUCAACGUUUUAUACACAUUUAAUGCGCCUCAGUGAUUAUUAUUGUGUUAUUAUCAUUAUUAAUAUGGCGUCUUUAAGACCAAUUACACUCUUAAUGAGUGGCUCUGAGACAGAUAAGCAGACAGAAAGACACACACAGGUAGACAGAGACAGGCACACAGGUAGACAGAAAGACACACACACCAGUAGACAGAAAGACAGGUAGACAGAAAGACACA
This is a messenger RNA of Cherax quadricarinatus, 5917 nucleotides long. Lineage: Eukaryota; Metazoa; Arthropoda; Malacostraca; Decapoda; Parastacidae. The record is from RefSeq and is a predicted model, not a curated record.